Messenger RNA from Pelobates cultripes (western spadefoot toad), 26085 nucleotides. Lineage: Eukaryota; Metazoa; Chordata; Amphibia; Anura; Pelobatidae. The record is from the annotation of a GenBank genome assembly.
AUGGGAGGUGCUCGCGAUAUUUGCAGAAUAUAAAUCUCUCUAAGGCUGAGUCUUUCUUCUUCUUCCUGCACUGAUUGACCUGAGCUGCUCACACACCAUCAGCUGUAAGUAGACAUCAACUGCCCCCCCUCCACACUGCAUGGGUUAAUCCAUCCAUCCAUCCACCUGCCCUGCUCUAUGCUGGGGGCCACUCCAAGCUGCCCCUGACACUGUACUCACCCCAUAACUGCCCCUGGGAACACAGUACUCACCCCAUAACUGCCCCUGGGCACACUAUACUCACCCCAUAACUGCCCCUGGGUACACUGUACUCACCCCAUAACUGCCCCUGGGCACACUAUACUCACCCCAUCCCUGCCCCUGACACUAUACUCACCCCAUAACUGCCCCUGGGCACACUAUACUUACCCCAUAACUGCCCCUGGGAACACUGUACUCACCCCAUCCCUGCCCCUGGGCACACUAUACUCGCCCCAUCCCUGCCCCUGGGCACACUAUACUCACCCCAUCCCUGCCCCUGACACUAUACUCACCCCAUAACUGCCCCUGACACUAUACUCACCCCAUAGCUGCCCCUGGGCACUAUACUUACCCCAUAACUGCCCUGGGCUGGGCCCUGGCUCACUCUACACCCCUUUCCAUUCGUUCCUGGGCACCCUCUAUUCUCCCCAUGGCACCCUCUCUACUCCCCCAUUGCCUCUCUACUACCCCCAUUGCACCCUCUGUACUCUCUCCCUGGGCACCCUCUGUACUCUCUCCCUGGGCACCCUCUGUACUCUCUCCCUGGGCACCCUCUGUACUCUCCCUGAGCACCCUUUAUUAUCCCCACCCCCUGGGGUGCUCCUUGCACCUGCCUGUGCAGACUGUGCAUUGGAUGAGAUAUUUUAUAUUGUACAAAGAUCCCUUUGUUGUAGACAGAUCCCUGUUGGCUGUCUCAUUGUGCAAAGCAGGAUCUGAUCCCAGUGCAUUAAUCUGCCAUCUCACUGUCUCUUCCAGUCAGUUUUUGUAUGUCUCUUCCUGUCUCUUUGUUUCUUGCAGUCUGUCUAUUCCAGUUUCUCUCUCUCUCUCUCUCCCAGUGUAUCUGUCUCCCAGUUUGUUCCACACAAUAUUUGUACCAGCCUGCCUGACCCCUUCUUCUCCCAGCCUGCCCCACUUUUCUCCUAUGCUGCCUGCCCCCCUCCAUUGCUGCCAGGCCCUUCUUUGCUCCCAGUCUGCCCCACUCCCAAUUCUCUCUCUCCCCCCCCCACCCCCACUCCCAGUCCUGCUGCUGGGAGUUUCCUGCCCUAUCCAUGACAUGCUCUCCUUUACUUACAGAGAUUGGUGACACUGGAGACAUCCAGAUAUUAAUCCAAGUGCUGGGGGCAGUGGGGGCCCAACUUUAACCAUUUGCAUUUUAACUUUAAAACUCAGGUUAACAAGCUGGCAGAUCCUUCUAGAAUUUGAUAAUUUCUAUUAAAGUUCAUCUAUCCAAGAAGUGCUAACACUGUUUAGUUCAGAGCAACAAGUAAAAAUAAACUGGUCCCCAAGAGGUUCUGCAGGAGCUGAGGUUACUGGUGGUAUACCCAGAGUACCCUGCCCUCCCUGUCUGUAGUACUCUUGAUAUGAUGACCGAGAUUGGAAUAGAAUUGUGGAGGCAGAAAGCCAGUUUUCCAGUUAACAGUUUUUAAGAAGUGAAAAUGAAUGAUUAAUAUAUUGUGGCUCCCACUUGGCUUCCCUAUUCACAGCGUCUGUGUGAAAAUGAAUUAAAACCAGUCUUCUAAACGUUUUAAAGAUUACCAAGGACGGCGAGUGGCCGUAACUAUAAAAUAGUGAAUAUAGAGGUGUAAUACUCUCUAUACAGUGUAUGUAAUGAUUCUGUAAAUUGGGAAAUCACUGUAAGGUGGAGUUAGGGGAAUUGCUAAGUUACAAGCUAUCAAGCUUAGCCAGAUCUCUCUUUGUAUCUUUAAUGAUGGCAAUAUCAUUUUAAUGUGUGUUGCAAUACAGGCGAAUUCGAGAUAAUUAAUACUCAUUUCUGAAUAAUGUAUGUGGAAAUAACGCCCGCAGUUCCUGAAUAUUAAAUCUGUGUAUGGAAACAGGAUGGUAAACACGCACGGGUUUAUUGUAGACUGUACCUAGUCUGGAAUUACAAAUUAAAGGAUAAAAUAGAUUAACUGGAAAAUAAAUUCUCAGUGUGUAUAAUGUAAGCUUUUUUUUGUCUUUAAUUUGCAUGAGGUUUGAAUGUUGUAAUCGAAGUGAAACAUAAAUAAAUAAACACAAGCAGAAAUUUUCAAUCAAAAUGUUUAUUUAAUAACUUUAGUGAUACACCUUGGAGAAUGGCCGUGGACCUUUAUUAUGGAUUUCAUAAUUCCUAUUAAACCAUAACCAUAUGAAUAAUAAUAAACCAUAGCUUUAAAACCAACAUAUUAAACCACUUUCCAAGGCUCCGCCCCCCUCCAAAGCCAGGAGCCAUAAAUAUCUCUUCAACCAAAUCCACCAAAUCCACCUGUGAUGACCAGGAGGGCGACUUAUAUCCCAACGCCACCGAGGUUCUGGGCUACCAAACUCGGUGGCCCCCCAACGCCCACGGCCAUCUCCAACAUGGAUUGAAUCUCCAAAUUAAAUAUAUCCAAACCAAUAUCCGACAAGUGAACUUCAUCGCUCCUAUAAAAGCCAGCGCAAUUGCCCUCAAUAUCCCUGUGUCUAUAUGAGGUCAUUCCCAGGGUUGGUAAAAAAUUUUCAUAAUAAAACCAUGACAAACCCCCAAAAUUUUUAUAUGCCUCCAAAAUAGCUUCUGUAUGUUGAAAUAGCCCACAGCACAAUUCUGGAUAUUUUUCGCCUAACACGCUAGCAUAAAUGCAAAAAGCUUGCAGCCAAUUAUUGAAAGACCUCGGAAUAAACUUUUUCCUCUCCUCAUCCCCCUUUUCCCUGUCGGGUUUAGUAAAUUCUCUGGCUGUGGGCAAUAAUGAUAGAAUAUCGAUAUACUCCCCUUUCCAUAUCCUAUCCUUUAUAGACUUACUUAAAUGAAAACCCAGAGGGGAGCUUUCACAACCUAAAGCUUCUUUCAUGCAUGUCUCUUUUACUCUAACUUCUUCCCUCACAGAAUGUGUCACUUUUGGAUUAACUGUGACCACUUCUGUAUCAGGCUCCCAUACUCUCGCUAAUUUAGGUGUCUGCAAUAAUUUUGUAAGUUUCUCAAGUGAAGACACCACUUCCCCGAAAACAGCAUUAUUCACAUUUGUUUGUAACUCACCCAGCUCAUGACUGCAACCUGGGAUAUCCUGAGCUGCUUCGCUCUCUUCAAAUAGCCUAGGUCUGUCCUCAGCCUCUUUAUUCUUCUUCUUUUGUUCGUAUUUUCUGCCCUGUUUCCACAUCCUCUUCCUAUUCUUUAUUGGAGACGGUGAGAAGGUUUCCCUGGACCUCUUCGUUCUUGCCUCACGAAUCCUGCAGGGGUCGCUAUCACCAGAUUUUCUUUCUUGCACUGGCCCUUUAAUUUUUUGAGGGGAAUAUCCUGCUCCCUCCUCCAUUAUUAACUCCUCCUGUAGCUCAGCCCCUUCUUCUUCCUCUACUUCAAUUAGACCAGAGGUGCUGGGGGCGGACUCUAAGCAAGCCUGUAGCCAUGCAGUAUCACUGCAGCCUAAAGCCUUUUGUUUAAGCUGUUCUAAUAAUGCCUCAAUUGUGCCAGACAUCUCCAAAGGUAAGAAACAGCAGCUUAAAUAUUUUAAUAUAUAGCUAACCUUCGGAUUUGUCUGGCACAAUCUGAGGCAAUUAAUUUGGCGCCCUCCAAUUUAUAUCCCCUAUUUUCCCUCCAAUAUUGCCCUCGCGCUGCUAUCUACCAAUCAGGGCUCAUGCCCUGGUCGCGAGCUUGCCGCCUUUACUGCCAGCACGAGCUGCCUUGUAUUUAACCCUAACCUGCAUUUAACCCCUAGCGCGAGCGCUAUACUUACCCACUUCGCUCCAUCAAACCUCAUGGGGCUUCUCCUUAAGCAGUCCGCGUGCCCGACAAUCCACUCAGUUUACAGGUUUGUGAAAUCAAGGCUAGAGAUAGGGAACAUUGAUGGUUAUAUUUGGGUCCGUGGGGGGGCGGAGCUAGCGAGCUACCCAAGCAGACGCACGAGCACUGAGCUCCGGGAGAAAAUCACCUACAAAGAACGAAAUCGGCAGUUCCAUAAAGCCCAAUUGCUACCAACGCGGGCCGGAACAUAAUGGGACGCAAAUCCAAGCAGCUCCACCAUGAAGCGAUGCUGUCCUCUCAAAAUAUCGGCGAUUUACUCAAAGCAACGCCGCGGCCGCGGCCUGCCAAGAUGGCGCCCGCGCGGGAAGCCCCUGAUCACUCCUCAGAUGACAGUAUGGAGGAGGCCGCUGAAGCAAGGAGCACUAGAUGGGAGAGUACCCCACCUCCUGAACAAAUGCCGGCGAGCAAAGCAGACAUCAUCCAUCUGCUCAAGGAGCUUAAAGCUCAAUCAGCAGCAGACGUGGCCCUAAUCAGGGAAGAUUUGGGUGCCAUGUCAGCCCGCAUACAGGCUGUGGAGGUGAAUGAAGCUGCCACAACAGCCAAAAUUGAAACCCUGCAAAGGGAAAUGGCCCAAAUAAAGAAAACCAGCACUAUAUUAGAAAAUAAAGUGGCUGCACUGGAAGACGCUAAGCGCCAGCGGAACCUCAGGAUAAGGGGGAUACCAGAGGCUGUGCAAGACUCUGAGGUCGCACACUACCUUCGCCGAUUACUAGCCUCUCUGCUAUCACAAGCUAAAGCAAAAUCCAUCUUGCUGGAGUUUCACUUUCGUAUACCCAAGCCACCAAGAGCCCCAGCUGACGUCCCACGGGACCUACUUAUUCGCUUUCAAUCUCUCCGUGGCAAACUACUAGUACAAGAAGCAGCCCGAGAAACUAACACAUAUGAGUUUGAAGGUUCUGAGCUAUCUUUCUAUAAUGACCUCUCUAGGGCAACAGUCACAUGGCGACACUCCAUGAAAGAAGUCACCCAACUACUGAGAUCCAAGGGGAUACAAUACAGAUGGGGACCAGGGUGCAGACUCUCUGUCAACAAUGACGGCAAAAGAGUUCACAUCACCCAAGCAAGUGACUCUGUAGCAUUUCUACAAACCUUGGGAAUAUCCCUGGAGGCCACUACAAGCACUACCUCAGCAGCAAAGACAUCGGCGAACAUGUCCAGGAUAUGGGACGUCAAGAGAAUCCAACCCUUUAUCCCACGAACGAGUGGUGCUGCGGCCACCCUUCAGCCGAAAACCUGAAUAUCGCAAGCACAUUAUAACUCGGACUGAGUGUCAUAGAUGUAGGCCCCUUAGGCUAUCAUCCUCAGACAUUACUCUAUGUCCGCUCCCACUUUAACAAUAUUUCUCCAGCGGGCCCGCCGCCCAAUAGACCACCCGAGAACCGCAUUGCCAUGUACCUCCCAGUUUGCUCAUACCCCCCCAAAAGGAAGCUAUCUCCAACAAGCAAAUGUUAAUUUUUCUUACUAACUCCAUGCAACCACAACUAGAAAUCUAAUGUAUAACUAUUUGUAUAUCAUUGUACUUAUGCUUUGCCUUGACUGUUAUGUUUACCUGCUACCUGUGACACUGUAUGCAAAGGUUGCAUUUAAAAUGUAGCAAAACUAUGAGAGAUGAUAACUAUACACAUGCUAUGCUACAAUAAAAAAUUAUAAAUUUAUAAAAAAAAAAAAUAUUUGGGUCCUACGCCGCCCUUCGGUGGGGCUUUUGAAGAUAUCAAUUUUUUUUUAUCUCUGCAUCACGCAGUCAGGACAGAUACAAAAUGCUACUUGGGCACAACCCCAUGUGACAUAUUGCAUUAAGGGGCUUAUUCACCAAGGACGUUUUGUUGGUCUAGGGCGGCUCUAAAGCAGAGGGUCCCAACUGAAUUUGGACCAAGAGGCAUGUCAAUGAGAGUACAAUUCUCAAGUCACUCUUGAUUUUUUUUGGGUAAAAAAAUGUUUUAACCUUCAACCAUUACUUCUAAAUGUUGUAUUUUGUGGCAGCGUUGCUGGAGAGGUAUGAAUACUUCUAGCUAAAUGGAUUUUCUGGUUCUAAUAGUUUGGCAGAUGUGAAUUCCAGUUUUAGUUCAGACAGUAAAAGAUGCACAUUGUAAGGACUACGUUAACCCUGUUACAGCCCUGAAGUUGGCAUGUUCAUAGCUAAUCUUCCGUUUUCUCUGGCUAUUGACUGGUGGAAUUGUCCACAGAAGUCUCAGUCAUGGUUCUGUGUUAUAAUAAAUGACUGGAUUUUCUGAAUACUCAGUGCUCCCAUAUAAGAGAAGACCUUGGCAAGUCUGUUGGGUUUUACCUUCAGCCUGUAUAAGCUUUGAAAAACUGGAAAGACGUGCGUUUCUUGUAAAUAUUACCAGCUAGAGCAGAAUUUGCCGUUCCGUGGUUUAAAUAAGUGUAACUCUGUAUCUUUGCACUGACAGGGCUGUGUUUGUAUUAUUACAGUGUGACUGAGGUCCCCAAUUAAACCCCCCCCCGGGCCAGUAUGUUUGGCAUUGAUCAUACAUUACAAACCUAGUCCCAGGUCAAAUGAAACCAUGCAGCGUUUUCAGUCUUAACCUCCACAAUUUGCUCAGGGGAGCCGGUCAGGAAAGGGGGGAGGGGGGGACCACCAGGAAAGUUUGCCACCUCUUUCAUUAGGAGUUAAAGGAACGCAAUAAACCCGAUAACUAACUGAAGAUAUAAUCGUAUGGAUACCUCCGCUGGAUUGAGCCGUUUGGAAGAGGCCAAUGUCUGGUUCUGAGCCCAAUGGAAGCCCAUUGCUUUAUUUAUAAAAACAAACAAAAAACACGAUUUACAAGCAAUUAAUUAAAGUGAAUUUCAAAUGUGCGCCCAAAAUAGGUGACCUCAAAAUAUUCUCCAAGUCGGCUAUCCUUCGAACUAGACUACUUUGCCGUAAAUUUGAUAUUCUCGAUAAAUUCCUUAACUCAUUUUCGUGAAUAAUCCUGAUUGUGUUUUUAAAUGUUUCCUCGUUACAUGUUGAAUUACCCGCAUUGUGUACUUUAAACUUGCCACAGAACUCACCUGAUCUUUUACGGACUGCUUAUCUUCAUAAAUAUUUCAGAUAUCCUGACGUGCGUAGAUUAGUGGUUAUAGUUGAUACUUGGAUACCUUCGCAGAUUUAUUAUCUUAAAUGGCUAUUUUUUUUGUUGGUUUUUUUUUUAAAUCAUUACUUUUGUUAGGCAGGGUUUUUAAGCUGUGAUAGUUUAUGGGACUUUGCUUGUCUUGUCUAGAGAAUGUAUCAAUAAGGAUGGCAAGCAAACAUAAUUCUUGCUUCUGAAUGCCACCAUUGCAGGGAUCUGAUCUAUGGCAGAUGUAUCUCAGCCAAUCACUGGGCUCACAAAGCAUCCUAGGAUAGAACUCCAUAGAAAAAUGUCGCCCUGCAGUAUCUUGUUCCAAUUUCAGAAUCUAAUUUAUGUAUCUAGCUAUUUGAAGAAAUUAGUGAGAAUUUAGCAUUUGAUGCCGGUACCCUACCUAAGUUGGAUGAAUAUAGGGGGGUUAGAGAUCAAGUGCUACCCUAAUACAAAAUCUGUAUUUAUGAUAACACUACUUUAUUUUUUUGGGUUGAAGUAAUCUAUUACUUGAAGUGCUAUAACCCUAUUCCCUAUAGAUCAUUUCUCUGCUUACGGAGAAACCUGCCAUGUAUUUGUGCCUUGUCUUGAUGCAUCUGAAAGAUGCUGUGGUUCAUGCAUGAAACCUGUGUCCUGCUGUGUCAUGGUGAGCAGACAGCACUGAGUCACAGGAUGGAGCGAGGAACGUGAUCUGUGGCUGAAUGUAAUAUAACCGUGUCUUUACAUUCUGCAUUGAGUAGGAGAAAUAUUAAUUUUAUCAAACCUUCUUGCUACACUACUAGAGCAACUCACCCAUAACUUGCCGCAGAGUGAGUUCUCUUUUAGAAAAGACAGUAUCUUUUUGGGACCCUUAACCAAGAGCACCUUGAAAUGUGACUAUCACAGAGCUCCACUGCAAUAAACCUCACAGUAAUGUACAGUGUGACUGUAUCACAGAGCUCCACAGCAAUAAAACUCUCAGUAAUGUACAGUGUGACUGUAUCACAGAGCUCCACAGCAAUAAAACUCUCAGUAAUGUACAGUGUGACUGUAUCACAGAGCUCCACAGCAAUAAAACUCUCAGUAAUGUACAGUGUGACUGUAAUCACAGAGCUCCACAGCAAUAAAACUCUCAGUAAUGUACAGUGUGACUGUAUCACAGAGCCCCACAGCAAUAAAACUCUCAGUAAUGUACAGUGUGACUGUAUCACAGAGAUACACUGCAAUAAAACUCUCAGUAAUGUACAGUGUGACUGUAUCACAGAGCUCCACAGCAAUAAAACUCACUGUAAUGUACAGUGUGACUGUAUCACAGAGCUUCACUGCAAUAAAACUCACUGUAAUGUACAGUGUGACUGUAUCACAGAGCUUCACUGCAAUAAAACUCACUGUAAUGUUUUAAUUGCAGCCAAUGUGUGUUUUAGAAGUCUCUGUGUAAAGUGGUUUUUCUAAAUGACUUUACCAAACACUUAAAUAUUGAGUCAUGGCGUUGGUUUAAAUAUUCUUGGCAUUGCGCUGGUUCCGCUUGGUGCUCCUAAAACAAAACCGCACAUUCUGGGAUAGAAUAUUCCACAUUUCAUUUCUUUACAGCUGAACUUUGCUAUCUGAUGUCACUGAUUGUGCCCCAUCACCUUUCCAUCCUUGCGUGAUAAUUAGGUUAUUCCCUCUAGAUUGCAAGUUCAUGGCUUUCGUGAUUGGUACGUUGCAGGGAGUUGAAUCCCAAGGGCCGGUUAUCUUCCCCUUCUGUAUCAGUGUGUCUAAUUAAAUAUCCCCAGUCUGUACAAUUACCAGUGCUCUCUGCAUCAGUUGUAAAACGCUCUGGUUAAGAGCACUAUAUAAGAAGAACUGUUAAAUCAAUAGUUUGGCCGUUUAAUACAGACAUUCCUCUGUAAUAAAGCUAUAAAUUCUACAUGCCAGUGUGCGAUACGGCUGGCUGAAGUUUGUGUGAGUUCUAAACCAUACCAGAAACCUGUCCUUGUCUGGUCACUCCGUGAUCUUGGUAUGUUUUAUUCCAUUUUUUAUUUUUUUGUAUUGAUGAUGCAAACAUGGGGCGCACUCUGACAUUCAGAAUAUAGAGAUAAAGAUCUGUCGGAAUAACGACCCAGUCUGCAGAGAGGUUCGUGAUUUUUGUCAAAAUGCAGACUGCAACAAACAUUGUUUAUUCAGCUCGUUUUGUGCAUCCCAUCCUCGGGAAGAUAACUUAAAGCGCCCUUUGGAAUGAAAGCGCUUUUUUUGAAGUAGAUGCUUUUGAGCUUUGACUGCUAGUUAAAGUUAAUUAAUUACUUGAAGUGAUAAAUACCACCCAGAGUACGGGAAUCCUCUGUCAACUCCUUAUAACUGCCUGGCACAGACCUCUUAAAUGUGUCUGGUACCCCGUAGCUUAGCUGGCAUUUUUGGCCCAGGGUAAAUUCAAACCAUGUCCCAAAGAGAAAGCUACAUUGGGGGUUUAUUCACUAAAUGGUAAAAUGUGGGCAGAUUUAGCAAACUCAUCAGCUUUUUAUUAGCAAUGCCGCCUGCCCGCCUCCAAUAUUUUUCAUGUUUUGUGACUCACUAUAGUAAAUAAUAUUAUAGCCUUUAACUCUGAAUCUCAGCAGCUGACGUGCAGAUAUCCGUAUAUUUUGUUUGUGCGUUUAAUCGUCUCCUUCUGUUUUUUACAGACAUUAAUUUUGAAACUUUCUAAGAGGGAAAAAAAAAAUCUUAAUAUAACUGGAAUAAAAUUAAUUUCUUGCUAAUUAAGCGGAACCGGUCAGGGUAUUUGCUAAAAGUGUGAAUUUUUACUAAUUUCAAGUGGAUUUCAAGUUUUUAGGCCAAGAUAUCCACAUUGGAAAAAUUCUCCAAAUUAUUUAGAUUUGGCGAUUUUACUGUAAAAUAUGAAAUUCCUUUGAAUUCUCAACAAUGCCGACUUGAGUGAAUAACUGCAGGUUUUCGAAAUGAACUGCUGAGAAAAGCUAAAGUGUUUGAUAUUUUUGAUAAAGUAGAGUUGUUACUUUAGUGCUUUGUAGGUAGAUUAGAGAUAGCCACACUGCAAAGUCAAUGGCCAUGUUAAACUGUCACUCCAGCAAUUCACACACUCCUAUCUGUUUCUGCAAAGGGGUUUAUUCAAGAAACUAUCAUUAUUUUGUGAAAAGCCUAAUCCUUGUCAUGCUGUCUGUCCGUUGCCAUUGAUCCUGGCAUACAAUACUAAGAGCAUAAUGCAGGAGGGUCCCCUACUUCAUGUCUAGCAGGUCCUAACGGGCUAAUUUGGCUCAGGAAUGGUUUCCCCUCCACUGCUGAUCAGCCCUCCAGGCCUGUGGCAUACCUCAUUUGGGGGCACAGUUUGCUUACCACUGGUAUGCAGGUGUCUUUUUUUACUGAGCUAACACCCUAUUUCCCUAGGUAAUGUCUCUGACCAGGUAAAUGUUGCUAAAUGGUCUAAAAGUCUUUCUCUUUUAGACUUCUAUUUUGAAACUAUUUUUGGACGCCGUGAAACCUGUUUGACUCUCAGGGUGCCGCAGCCUGUACACACAUCAUGCCAAAGGUUGAUGGAAUUGAGAGUCUGACCCUGGUUGGAUUAGGGUGUGGUAUGAUCCCUGCAAUCAUGUUUUAUGAUUAACACACAAAUAAGUCAUAUUCAAGUUGGAACUUGAAACCACAAGCCAGUUAAAUAAAAUGACUUCAUGCAGGUACCCAGCUAAUACUGGUCCAUCUUCGUAAAUAUUACUGUACGUUAUGGGUGAGCUGGUCAAGAGUACGAUUGCAACUCCCUUUUCCAUGUCACAUGUUGUGGACUUAGGCUGAGAAUGAUGGUAGUUGCACUGCUAGGUUGAUUGAUGGAUGGGGGCAUACUGCUCAAAUUCCCUUUGGAUUGUUGCUCUGGAAGUAAAAAGAUGAGAGAUGGAGGCCUACUAUUUUCCAAUUAUACCAGAGAGGCAUAAUGAGUGGGGUUUAUUGUAUAAAAAAAUGUGCAAAAUUUAGACACAUUUUCAAGCCCUUGUAUAGUCCCAGCCUUUGCAAAUGUUUCCAUUUUCUACAACUUGCUGUUAAUAAACCCCCAAUGUAUCUGACAACACAUUUAAAUGUAUUAUGAAAAAUUUUGCGCUGUCACGCCGUGAGUUCCAAUUUAACAUUACAACUUUCAAACUGUGAACCAUGGCUUGAAUAAACCCCUAGAUCUGCCCCCAUGAAACGUAGGAACCCCAGAGCCUUGUGUGUAUUGUUACACCUGUCUAUUGUACAGUCUGUUAACAUUGUAUUUGGUGAAAUAAACCUGCAGCCCUAUAGUGUCUAUGUGUGCUUCGCUGUUGUUUCUGAAUUACCUUGUGACAUGGCUGUGCAUUUUGGGAUAUACAGUUCAGAAACCCCUGAUGUUCCAAAGUUAGCAUCACAACCUGUAGCGGAAUAGACAUUUGUAAGCUACUUUUUACUGCCCUAUAUUUGCUGUCCGUAUCUUACCCCCCUGUUUUGUAUGUUUUGCUGGUUAUUUCGUGUGGUUCUUCUUUGGCUGUUCAGGAGACUUCAUACGAACGAAAUCCAUUCGUCUCCCGAACAAGGAACACCCCCGUACCCCAUUAGAACGUUAACACCAACCACUUAAGUGCGAAACCGCAAGGAAAACCAUUAAUGAGUGCUUCUCCUGGGUGGCCGCCAUUUCGUAUAACCGAACACGUGGCUAGGAGAAUGGCAGCCAUUUUGUCUCCCGAACGAGGGCAGCGGUACUUGAUCGUUGAGUGCCUGUAACUAUUUUUGGCUUGGCACUCGCACGAACACUGGUAAACUGUCGGCUGCUGCCCGUUCCUGUUCUCGACCACCUACAAGAACAGUGUUUAGGAGAUCAAAAAUACGGAACAGGGGGAGCAUUCAUAUCGUUAAAGAGAUUCCCUUGUAUGGUUUUCGCACAGGAACCUCACGAACAGAGAACGGUAAGGGCACCUAUUCUCCUGGAACUAUUUUCGGCUACCACAUCGUGUCUGGUCGGUCAAAUCUUCCACGCGAUGCCAUUCCUGUUCUAGGGAACUGAUCUGAGUGAUUUUUGUAUAUGUUGGUCACUCAGAUCAGGGAAUGUACUUUUUGUGGGGUUCCUAUGUAUGGUUGGGGGACUUUUGGGAUACGGGAUAUUUUGGGGAUUUUGUGUACUUGAGAGAGAAUUAAAUUGGAGGAGUUUACUCUGGCAAUUUAUCUCCUAGGCACAAGGGAUCUUGGGACUGAAACCCUUGCAUGGGAGAUGGCAUAAAAGCAGUGUAUGUGUGAAUAAAAAUUAGUUAUUCCCCAGAGCGGAGUUACGUCCGGUUGCUGGGGAUGAAGUGGGAGAUUCCUGGAUUAUUUUACAAUGUCUGACUGUUCCAUUGGAGUGUUUUACUUGUUCCAGAGUAUAUCUUGGAGUACAUGGUGGAGGAGAGUACCUGCUAGGACCAGGCAACCCUUUUUUACAAUCAUUGUGGUGAUUAGAUAUUUUUUGUGUGUGGUUUAUUCAAAAAAAAUGUGUUUUUUUUUUUUUUUUCUGUAGACACAAUGUCUUCUGGAAAUGCAAAGAUCGGCAAACCUGCUCCGGAUUUUAAAGCCAAUGCAGUGAUGCCAGAUGGACAGUUUAAGGAUGUGAAACUCUCAGACUACAAAGGUUUGUAUUUUCCUAACCUGACGCUUUCCUGCAUCCAGUACAGUAAAAUUAGCCUUAUUACACGUCCCAGCUAGGGAUUUCUAAGAAUCACUGCUUUUCCCAGUGGAGGACAGGUUGUCUGUACUACUGGUAGUCCUCAACCCAGCAGUAUCCAAGGCACUAAAACCGUGCUGGUCUUAUCAAUAUUGCGACUGGAACAGAGCUGUCUGAAUCCUGGACUGUUCAUAUGCUUUGAUCCCUGGGCUGGAAAAUUCUGCGCUAAGUAAAUUGAGCACUAGACAUGUGCAAUUCGUUUCGGUCCGAAUAUGAAUUCUGACGAAUUUCGGGAAAUUCUGACAUUCGGGUACAUCCGAAUGUCCGAAUUCCCGAGGUCCAGACGUUCGGAAAUUGUCGAAGUUCCGAAGCACAGUAUUGCCUAAGUACUAAUAUACUUACCCAGUGAAAGAAGAAGAAUGUUACAUUGUAUACAAACAUAGCCAGGUUUCAGCUGUAAGCAUUUGCAACACUUACAACAAUCAAGUAACAUACAUUCAUCAAAAAUGUAAGUUACUUGGCCAGUCAAUGUAAUGACAGGAAUGAAUAAGUAGAUAACUCCCUAAUUCCCACGGUAUUAGGGAGCUAUCUACUAAAAUUCUAAAAGACCUAAAUUGGUCUUUCAGCCAAAUUUACUAAUACUAAGUAAAGAUUACCUGAGCGGUGGGUGGGGGCCCUAAAUUAUAAUAGGGGGGGGGGACCUAAUGUCCUCCCCCCUGGCCCCCACCCCUGAGCGGUGAGUGGGUGUGGGCCCUAAAUACUAAUAAGGGGGGGGACACCUAAUUUAGAAUAAGGGGGGAACCUAAUUUCUCCCCCCCCACCACUGAGCGGCGGGUGGGGGCCCUAAAUAAUAAUAAUAAGGGGGGGACCUAAUGGCCUCCCCCCUGAGUGGCGGGUGGGGCCCUAAAAAAAAAACAUCUUUCUUCCCUCGUGACUAGGUGUCCCCAGACACCUAGUCAUCUCUCACCCCCUUUUUUUUAUCUCCCCUAACUACCCCCCUCACCCUAAAAAUGUGGGGGGACCUUUAACUAAGUACCUGUAAAAAAUAAAAAUAAAUCUUACCAUUUGAUGUUUUCUUUCUUUGAAAAUCUUAUUUUUUCAGCCCCAAAAAAGGCCAAAGAAAAAGCCAUAAUAACCGACGCACCUUGCCCAUCCUACAUUUACCUGUCACAGCACUCUGGUUGGUUUGAAAUUCACCAAUCAGAGUGCUCUGUGUCAAGUUCCAAAGAACUUUCCCACGCUGUGUAAAAUGACACAGCGCACUCUGAUUUGGUGGAUUUCAAACCAACCAAUCAGAGUGCUGUAACAGGUAAAUGUAGAGACUUACCGGUCAGUCUCUUCAUUUACCUGUCAGAGCACUCUGGUGGGUUUAAGCCAUCCAAUCAGAGUGCUCUGAGCCUAAUUGCAGGGCAUUUAUAAGCUUUCCCGUGCCCUGCAGAGCUCAGUCUGCAACGAGCCCUCCAUGGGUGAAGAUGGAUUUUUUUUUUUUUGCGCUCGUGUAUUUAUUUUGUUUUUUAAUUGAGUUGGUUAUUAUGGUUUUUUAUUUGGCCUUUUUUGGGGCUGAAAAAAUAUUUUAGAAGAAAGAAAACAUCAAAUGGUAAGUUUUAUUUACUUUUUAAAAAUUUUUUUUACAGGUACUUAGUUAAAGGUCCCCCCUCAUUAUUCUUAGGGUGAGUGGGGGUAGGUAGGGAAAUAAUUUUUAGGUUUUCCCGCCCCCACCCACCGCUCAGGGGGGAGGACAUUAGGUGUCCCCCUAUUUUACUGUAGGGCCCCCACCCACCGCUCAGGGUUGGGGGCUGGGAGGAGGACAUUUUACUUUAUGGAGGGGGGACCCUAUUUUUUUUUAAUUUAUUUUUUUAACAGUGAGCAGCCACAGGCGGUAUAGCGAGUAAGCGGCUGCAAGAGAAGUGCCGAAUUGCCAAAGUCCCGAAUUUCGGAAUGCCGAACCGAAAAUUUUCCCCAUGCACAUGCCUAUUGAGCACCUCUACAUUUAUUUAAGUAAACCAUGAACAGGCUGUCCAUCUUUGUUAUGACUGUUUGUUUUUAAGGGGCUUCCUUUAUGUAAACUGUUUGCCGGCCCCAGUUUAUUGAGAAUUCUCUUAUUACAUCUCAGACUCCUGUUUGUUGGCAAUACCAGUGGCUUCCUAGUCAUGUACCUUCUCUUGUAUUUUAUAAACUCUUACAGGAAAGUAUGUGGUGUUCUUCUUCUACCCCCUGGAUUUCACCUUUGUCUGCCCUACGGAAAUCAUUGCUUUCAGUGACCGCGUGGAGGACUUCAGGAAACUCGAUUGUGAAGUUAUUGCUGCCUCCGUGGACUCCCAUUUCUGCCACUUGGCUUGGUAAGUCCAUCUCUCUGUAUGAGGGGUACUGCCAGGUAACCGGCUGGCUAGCACAGUAUAUAGAAAACCUUUUAUGUAAUGUUUUGUGCUGCAACGCGCACAUUGAGGUCUGAACUUUAUUUUUAAUUUAAAAAACGUCCAAUGGAUAAUUUAAGGGUUACGAUGAGCUCUAAAAUCCCUUUACUUGGUUGUGGUGUAAGGACCCUGUUUUUGAUGCUGUACAUGGGCGUAGGAACCCCAAAAAAUCUGGGGGUUAGCGUUUUUACUCGCCGGGUAUAUUCUUAUUCCUUAAACUAGGAGUUGUUUAUCACAUUGUACAGCGCUACGGAAUUUGCUGGCGCUAUAUAAAUUAUAAAAUAAUAACAUUAAAGGGUCACUACAGGGAAGGGAUUUUACUUACCCGGAUACAGCGCCGGGAUCCUCCUGAUGCCACGCCUCCUAUUUCGUCAAAAUGACUUAAUAGGAGGGUGCGAGCAGGGAGCAAUAAAACGCUUCUAUUCAGAAGCGUCAUUGCUCUCUGGUGCGCAUGCACAGCUUUGCCGCACAUGUGCAGAUACUUCAUAGGGCGGCAUUCAUGUCUCGACUAGGAAGCACCUCUAGUGGCCAUCUGAGUGUCCACUAGAGGUAUUCCUCAGCAGUAAUGUAAAUACUGCCUUUUUACAAAAUGUCAGUGCUUACAUUAAAAAGCCUGCAAAGACAUGCUAUAGACACCAGAACUACUACGUUUAGCUGUUGUGGUUCUGGUGACUAUAGUGUCCCUUGAAUAUAGAGAGGAAAAAAGAAUCAUCACACAUGUAAGAAAUACAAUGUCUGUAUCAUUAUUCUAAAAAGUAUUUUAAAAAAUGCACAUUCCCCAACCCCAGAAUACUUAACCCCACGGCAUAUCCCAGCCUGGACAGGGGUCGCAACACAUCUAUAGGUCCACCAACAAGCCUCAAACACCAGCCUCACGGAGUGACAGACCCCCCCCCUUCCUGUACACACCCCAGACGGAGACUCACAAACACACACCACCUCCUAUCUGGGACACUAAACACAGCACACACACAACACGUCACAUAAACCAAACGUAACACACGUGAAACCACGGUAAACUUUUACGCGAUGUAAUAUAGUUCACCUCACUCCAGGAGUUACACCCUGGAGCCCCCUUCCCACUAAAUACAGAGUCAAACGAAAGCGAUUAUAAACAGCAGUGGCAACCAGAACCACCGCACAAUCAGGCACACCACUAGGUCAUAGCUCAAACAUCUUGCCAGCUACAGACAAAGUAAGCUACAAACAGGAACUCUGUGUACCUGACCUUCUACCCAAGCCCCCCCUCAUUUGUGUACCCUACCCCGGCUAAUAUGAACAAGCAACGACGAAGAAACUCUAUAAAAAUAAGACCAGGAAGGCUACUGUGCCAGGCACACAUGAGGUACAAUGUUAACAGCAGACUCAACCUUGUUUUGAUAACUGCCUUUGAUGUACAACAUGACGGUCACAUUAAUCCAUGUCAAUGUAUGAUACUCUGUCAUAACAAUAAUCAAAAGGACGACUGGUCCUAAAACUCUUUUACCCUCCUUCCCCCACCCCUUCUUCCUUUCUGUACCCCUAUAACCCCCCCUUUUUUUUUCUUUUUUUUUUGACUUGAAAACAAUAAAAAUCUUGAAUUUCAAAAAAAAAAAUGCACAUUCCUAGCUUUUUAGCACGACAUAUGACACAAACAUUUUGUACUUUGCAGAUUACUUUUUAUAUUUUUUUAUACAUAUACAGAUUGUGUAAUACUGCCCCUGACUUAGGGUGACCACAUUUACGAACUGCCAUUCAGUGACACUUUCAGAAGUGCAUUCCAUACACUUUCUCUACCCUUUCCAUUUAUAUUAGAACCCCACCUACCCCUUCCAUUCAUAUUAGUACUCCCCCACUAACCCCUUCCAAUUAUUGUUCUAUCUUCCCCCUCCUCCAAUCCAUAUUAGUAUUCCCCUAACCCCUUCCAAUAAUUUUUCUACCUCCCCCUUCCUCCCAUCCAUAUUAGAAGCCCCCCUAACCGCUUACAUUAAUUUUUCUACCUCCCCCCUUUUUUUUCUUUUUCUUUUCUCCCCCCUACAAACUGUCCCCCCUUUACCUGACAUAGCAGGGGGACCUCUGUACGUCCAGCGGGCGCAGUGUGUUCCCCUUCCCAGUCUGCAGUGCGUGUGGUUCCCUGAUGGAGCCGCAUGCAGUCUGAGGACACCCACGGCCGUCGGAGCUGGGGGGAUUUUUCUAUAACCUGUCCCCGCAUGAUUUGCUGGGGGGGAUGCGUUUCCCCCCCCAUCCCGCCGGUUCCUAGGCCCAUGUACACGGCCAUCACUACACAGCAGUGCUUAUCUCGAAGAGGCAAUGUUUCUCUGAUCAAUUCUUGUGGUGAUGGCGCAUGCACGCUUUGUCCUCAAUGCUUCUCUGUGAAAAAUAUGUGGUUGUAUAAAGCCCUGCAUCAACAAGGAGGUUCCUACUGGGCAAAAAUGAGGAUGGGUCUUCAUUACUGCAGAAGUCAGAUCUGCAGCUAAUAGGAUCAGUUUGUUUACUGCUUUUUGUCUAUGCAUAUUUUUAAUAAAUUAUGCAUAGACCGAUAGCGGUAAACUAACUGAUCCUAUAUUAGCUGCAGAUCUAACUUUAAAGCAGACUUAAAAAAUUUUUUUUAACAAAAAUGAAAAGUACAUAAACACGUGUUUAACUGUAUUCUAUACAAAAUCGAGGCCUGUGUGUUUCCUUACAGGACCAACACCCCACGGAAAGAUGGUGGUCUGGGUGCCAUGAAAAUCCCCCUCGUGUCAGAUACACUACGCACAAUCUCCACGGAUUAUGGUGUUCUCAAGGAAGACGAAGGCAUUUCCUAUCGGUAACCAUUCUCUUCCUGUUUCACAGUUUGAUGGUUUUGAGUCAUUUUUAGAAACUGCCAAUAUUAAAGAUGGAGUAGAGGUAAGGUUUGUCACAAGGUGUCAGGUCUUUUUAGCAAAAAACCCCAACCUUUUUAAAUUAGAAAGUCCAUAAAGAUACAGGUUCUUCAGAUAUCAGAAGAGACAGUUUCCACAAGUAAAUUGGAAUAAUCGUUUGACACCGUAAAAUCUUAACAUUUUAUAAAACAAAACUGAAUAUGGGUAAGCAAACAAAUGUUUCCCAUCAUUAAUCUCUUUAUAAAAUGAUAUCCAAUAAUUUGUAAUCUAACUUCGCCCCUUGCUCCCUAAAACUAGCAGUAAAAAAGAAAGGAAAGCUAAAAUAAAGAUAGCAAUUUAAAUGUAGCAAUUGCUACCUCGAAAAUCAUUUAAAGUUAUAGAGGAAAUAUUGUAUUUUACUCUUAAAGGAACACUUUCUUUAAUGCCAUUUAAGUUCUAUUGGGUUAGGCCUAUGUGGGUGCCUUCCUAUUUCCAAUGGUUAAACUGUUUUGCCUAAGUUUAACAGCCAAAGAUAGACUCUCUCAGCUUGUCACUUUCUGCCCAGCUUAACCUUCCUCAUACUAAAACACAGAGGAAGGAUCCAGGAGGCCUCUGUCUCAGCUGCUGGAGCCCUAAGGUCAGGCUUAAACUGUUGCAAAAUGGUUUAACUCCUGAAUGUCGGAAGACACUCCGACUCCUGCUUUCUUAACAACGUAAAUAAGAUUAAAUAUAGUCACCAAAACAACUUUAGCUUAAAGGAAAACUCUAGGUUCAGGAAUAUGUGGCCUCUACAAGGCCCCCUUAAAUGGGAUAAAAACUCACCUUUAUUCCAGGGCUGCACAUGUUCGCCAGCGCUCGCCCCGUCUUUGAUGUGCCUCAUUGGCUGACAUCAUCAGAAUUGAUCAUCUCAGCAAGUCAAACAGCCUGCAUGAAAAUAACGUUUCAUUUUCAAUCAGAUCUUUACAUACUUUAACAGAUUGUAUCUGCUGUAAUUAACAGAGCAAGAGGCAAGAGAUUCUAUAUUAAACAUAAUGUGCAAUAAAGGAAGAUAAAACAUUAGUUCUAUCUUUACAGAAAGUGUUUAGAAAGGCUGUGUAAGUUACAGCCAGUGGCGUACAUACCGGGGUCGCGGCUGCGACCGGGCCCGGCCCACCAGGGGGCCCGGCCGCCCCUGCGACCCGGUAUGUAUGCCACUGUGGCCAGCCUCUUCUCCUGGGGGGCCCAGGAGCCGGCCAUCUCAGGGCCCCACGAGGCUGGCCCUGCUGUCACCGGGCGGCCGGUCUUGCGGGCGCGCGAGGAAGCACUCUCCCCUGUGUGCUUCCUCUUCAGCUCCCUCGCACACCGCACUGAAACCGGAGCCGGAAGAUGACGUCAUCUUCCGGAUCUGGCAUCAGUACGCGGCGCGCGAGGGAGCUCAAGAGGAAGCACUCAGGGGAGAGUACUCCCUCGUGUGCCCGCCGGGUGACACCACUAGACCCCAGGGAAUCCCCUCAGCACUCCAAAAGUUAAGGAGUCUGGGGGGAUUAAAGAUAAAAAAAAACAAGUGUGUGUCUGAGUGUUUGUGAGUGUUUGUCAGUGAGUAUGUCUGUCGCUGUGCGUGUCUGUUAGCUAGUAUGUGUGUCUGUUCGUGACUGUGUGUGUGUGUAUCUUCAGCACUUGCCUUUCUCCAGUGCCGGACUCCCUUGGCGCUGGGGAUCCCUCCGCCUCUCAGCUCCAAAUGCGCAUGCCCGGCAAGAGCCACGCGCGCAAUCAAACCACCCAUAGGAAAGCAUUACUCAAUGCUUUCCUAUGGACGUUCAGUGUCUUCUCACUGUGAUUUUCACAGUGAGAAUCGCAGAAGCUCCUCUAGCAGAUGUCAAUGAGACAGCCACUAGAGGCUGAAUUAACACUCAGUGAAACCUAGCGGUUUCUCUGAAACUGCUAUGUUUUCAGCUGCAGGGUUAAAACUAGAGGGAUCUGGCACCCAGACCACUUCAUUGAGCUGAUGUGAUCUGGGUGUCUGUAGUGGUCCUUUAAGUGUGUGCAUCUGCAUGCACUAGCGUACAUGCAGGGGUCGCAGCCCUGCAACCUCCGCGACCAGGUGCCCGCCGCCAUGUGUUGCGGCCCCGGCCUGCGCAGGGGGUGGCCUCCACGGAUCAUUUUUCGCACCGGGGCCCCAUGGGUCAUGUGUACGCCACUGGUUACAGCCAAGGGAGGUAUGACUAGGGCAUUAUUAACAAAAUGAUUUAACUCCUAAAUGGCAAACAAUUCAGCAGAGGCAUGAUCUAUACACCAAAACUGCUUAAUUAAGUUAAAGUUGUUUUGGAGACUGUAGUUUCCUUUUAAGUUAUUAAGGCGGUAGAAGUGUUCCUUUAAUUUAAAAGUACUACAUAGUUCAAUUGACUAUCUGUGUUGCGGACAGGUCUGCUUUAACUUGUCUCUAAAGCCUUUUAUUGUAUUUAUAUUUCUUUCUCGUUGUUACAGAGGUCUAUUUAUAAUUGAUAGCAAUGGAAUCCUGAGACAGAUCACCAUUAAUGACCUGCCCGUUGGCCGUUCUGUGGAUGAAACUCUGAGGCUUGUACAAGCAUUCCAGCAUACAGACAAAUAUGGGGAAGGUGGGUUUUGUGUUCUGACAAAUGAUGAACAUUGUCUUCAAAGUCAAUCUAUCGGGAAAUGGUGGGUGGAUGAAAACCAUACGAAAAUUAGUGUCUGUAUGUGUCUGGUGUAAAGCUGGGAAGGGGAAGGCUGUCAUGCCCACAACGCCAACUGCAUCACUGCUGACCCGUGUGGCUGUAAAGAUAAUGUAUUGUGCAGAUACUCUUACACACAUACUGGGUAGAGGGCUGAGCAAGGUGGCCAGCGAGAGCUGUCUGUACAUGGAGAACUGCUAAAUCACAAGUAUUUGGAACAAAUGCCUCAUUUAACCUCUUCACUACCAACCACAAACUAGGUCGGAAAUGUUGGUAUAAAAAGGAAAAUUAUUUUUAUUUUUUUUCCUCUUGCACAAAGGGGUGUGACAAAAAAAGUUUAAUACCAUGCUUGUAGGUAUUUUUAAGGACCCUGAUGGAAUGGCUAGCAGCUCACUAAAAGUGGCAUCAAAGUGGUUCCACACAUAGUAAUUACAGCAAAUAUAUACUUUUCUAACAUAAAGGUAUUUAAACAGGCCUAUACAGUUAGGGGGGAAGUAUUUGAUCCCCUGAUGAUUUUGAACGUUUGCCAACUGACAAAGAAAUGAUCAGUCUAUAAUUUUAAUGGUAGGUGUAUUUUAACAGUAAGACAGAAUAACAAAAAUAAAUCCAAAAAAAAGUAUGUCAAAAAAGUUAUAAAUUGAUUUGCAUGUCAAUGAGUGAAAUAAGUAUUUGACCCCUUCAAUUUAGUACUUGGUAGCAAAACCAUUUUUGGCAAUCAGAGGUCAGAAGUUUCUUGUAGCUGGCCACCAGGUUUGCACACAUCUCAGGAGGGAUUUUGGCCCGCUCCUCUUUGCAGAUCCUCUCCAAGUCAUUAAGGUUUCGAGGCUGAUGUUUGGCAACUCGAACGUCAGCUCCCUCCACAGAUUUUCUAUGGGAUUAAGGUAGAGACUGGCUAGGCCACUCCAGGACCUUAAUGUGCUUCUUCUUGAGCCACUCCUUUGUUGCCUUGGCUGUGUUUUGGGUCAUUGUCAUGCUGGAAUACCCUUCCACAACCCAUUUUCAAUACCCUGGCUGAGGGAAGGAGGUUCUCCUCCAAGAUUUUACAGUACAUGGCCCCAUCCAUCGUCCGUUUGAUGUAGUGCAGUUGUCCUGUCCCCUUAGCAGAAAAACGCCUCCAAAGCAUAAUGUUUCCACCUCCAUGUCUGAUAGUGUUCUUGGGGUUAUAGGCAGCAUUCCUCCUCCAAACACAGCGAGUUGAGUUGAUGAAAGAGCUUUAUUUUGGUCUCAUCUGACCACAGCACUUUCACCCAGUUCUCCUCUGAAUCAUUCAGAUGUUCAUUGGCAAACUUCAGAUGGGCCUGUACAUGUACUUUUAUUGAGCAGGGGGACCUUGCAGGCGCUGCAGGAUUUCAGUCCUUCACAGCGUAGUGUUACCAAUUGUUUUCUUAGUGGCUAUGGUCCCAGCUGCGUUGAGAUAAUUAACAAGGUCUUGUAGCCCAUUCCAGCCUUGUGUAGGUCUACAAUCUUGUCCCUGACAUGCUUGGACAGCUCUUUGGUCUUGGCCAUGGUGGAGAGUUUGGAAUCUGAUUGCUUCUGUGGACAGGUGUCUUUUAUUCGUGUAAUGAGCUGAGAUUAGGAGCACUCCCUUUUUUUUUUGUUUGUUAUUCUGUCUCUCACUGUUAAAAUACAUCUAUCAUUAAAAUUAUAGACUGAUCAUUUCUUUGUCAGUGGACAAACGUUUAAAAUCAGCAGGGGAUCAAAUACUUUUUUCCCCUAACUGUAGAACUCUUUAUCGGUCUCAGUAAUGCUAACCCCCCUCUCCUCCCCCCCCCCCAACUGUAGCAGUGGUAUAACCCAUUGAAAUACUUUAUAUUUUACCGUUUGAAGGAAGUGGGGUAUGUUAUUUUCAGAAUGUUUGCAGACAUUAACGGAGUGGAAUGGUGGCUGAUGAUUUCUUUAGUAUAAAUGAAAGUAAAAAUGUGUAUACACUAUUUUAGAAGUGAAUGGGUUAAUGACAUUUGCUAUCCUUUAUAGGGACUUUCAACUUCGGUAAAUUAUUUUAUUAAAGCGGUCUGGGGUUUCUAGAGCAAAAUCUCAAUGAAGUCAUGUACCAUAAACGAUCCAUAUAUUAUGGGAAGAUAAAAAUUGAAUCCUUUAGACUCAUAGUUUCUAAUAUCUCCAGAACCCCUGGAUUAUUAUUAUUAUUAUUAUUAUUGUAUUUAUAUAGCGCCAUCAAAUUCCGCAGCGCUUUACAAUGGGUGGACGAACAGACAUGUAGUUGUAACCAGACAAGUUGGACACACAGGAACAGAGGGGUUGAGGGCCCUGCUCAAUGAGCUUACAUGCUAGAGGUAGUGGGGUAAAAUGACACAAAAAGGUAAGGAUAGUAUUAGACUAGUGACAGUUGCAGAAGAGGAAUUAUUUUCCUGUAAUAUCAAGCUUACAGCUUGUGUUGAAAUUAAAGUUGCUAAAAUUUCAUUUAUAUAUUUUGUGCUCGUAGAAUUUCUAGCAAUUUUUUAUUUUGAGCGUUUUGAUUUUAUUACAGCCAAUUAAUACUAGUGGAGAUAGUAAAUUAGAAUUUUCCAUUGCAUGUCAUAGCAUCUAUAGACUUUUGGCCUUAUAAUAACUAUAAUAGGAUGAAGACGUAGUUUGCAGAUUGCAGGUGUGGGGUCUGACACAGGAUUUCCUGUGACAAACCGGCAGUGUGUGUUUAUGAUUUCAGAUACCCCUCUGUGUGGUGAAUUGCCAAUUGAAACUAUUGAAAAACCUCCCAAAGUGGUAAAUUCUGUGGUUGAGAGUUCUCAUUUUGUAUUUUAAUUUUGCCAGUUACCUAAUUCUCCAACAGAUUUUGGAGUUCCACAUAAUUGCCACCAGAGCUACCCAUCUCCGUCCUCCAAGCCAUUGACCUUUAUUUAAAUUAAAGGAUUUGUCUAAGCACUUAAACCACUUUCAAUUAUAGAAGUGAUUUUCUGUGCAUUGAUCACAUGCGUCCAGUCUCACUAGUCUACUUGUUUAGGUGUUAAAUCACUUUUUUCUGCAGCCCUACCCGUGGCUCUCGCAGCCUUUUACACACUCCCUGAAAUGAAGUGUUAAUUCAGAACCUGAUGAGUUUACUGAAGACCUCUGUAUGUCUUGCUUUAGUAUAAAGCAGCCUCAUGUGAGGUAUGACAGCCUUGAUUCAGUAUUUUUGGAUGAGCUUUUCAAAUGAUUUAAUAUUUUUUGAUAUGUUUAUAUAGUGUAUGGUGUGUUUUUUUGUUUUUUUUUUAAUAUUGAAAUAUUUUGAAAAACAUUUGAAAAACUUUUUUCAAAAAUAUUAAGUCACGUUAAAUACUUUAACAAAAAUAUUAAAUGGAAUCCAAAGAUAGAGAGGAGAAAUCAAAACAUUAAAAUCUUCAUUCUUGGUGAAGCACAUUUUUGAACCUAUUCCACCACAAUGUGUUUUAUUUGUAUAAAGUGUAACAGAUCCAGUAUUUGAUAAUGAGAUAAAGAUAUUUAUCUCAGAAUCUUCACUUGCCCGCUUCCCAUUGGCAAGUUAAGAAAAAAUUCAACCCUUACGGUACAAAAUCACCUGUGGAGAGUGUGCCAUGGACCUCCCAGGCAUGUCGUGGUGUGGAUUUUGUAUUUGAUUUAAUUGGACACUUCCCAGCAGGACAAAAAGGGUUUGAUUCAACUUUGCUGCAGAACUAAACAGAAGAGGUAGCAUAUUAGUGAUGUAAGAAAAGCUAUAAGAAAAGUGGUUUUUUUUUUAAAAAAAUAUUUGUAUGUGCGUUUAAGAACCUAUUUUAGUCCAUGCUCAAGCUGGAGGGAGUUUUGUCAUUUCCCCCAGCAGUCAUUAGUAACGGUACUGACUUUAGCAUUUUAUUGCAUGGAAGCAUAUUGAUCUGUGUGCUUGAGGACUGCAAUGCGGCAGACGUAUUUUGUACCAGAUUUAUGUUAUAUAUCUGACUCUCCAAGCAGACUGCAUAUAGAAAAGCUGCAGCUAAUUAAUUUAUUCAAUUUUAAAUUAUCUUAAAGAAACACCAGCCUGGAAAUGAACCAACCCCAUUUAUGGGUCAUAAGUUAAAACUGAAAAAUUAAAGAAUUGGUCUUUUUUUGAGGAUUAAAAAAGUUCGGCAGGUAAAACCUACAUAGGUUCCCAGGUAUUAACCUUGCUCCUGCAAAUACCUCCACGAUGAGGAAAUGUGAGUGCCACUCGCCAGCAUGCUCAGUACUACUCCAGUACAUUUAUAUGGGAGCACUAAUUGAUACAAUUACAAUCUGUCAAUUCAAACUUUGCAGAUUUUGUUUUGUUAAUUUAAAUCCAUUUCUAGGCUGCAGUGUCUCUUAGUGUCCUGAAACUCUAUAAUUUGUCUAAACAUUCACAGGGUUUUCACUAAAGUGAGAAUUCCAGGUGAAUUCAAAGAGGGUUUGAAAAUGUAAGUUCAAAUUAGCCGAACUGGAUAAAUUCCACUAUGCUUUCAGUUUGGUGUUAAAUUUGAAAUUCACUUUGAAAUCUCAUGUUAGUGAAUAACUCUGUUAAUGUUUUAAUGCAGUAAUUAACCCUUUUAAUUUUAUUUUUUUCUCUCUCUAAAGCAUGCGUUGUCCUAUAUUCAUUAUAUAGCAGAGAACACACUGUUGGUGGAUUUUAGGCCAAAAACUCUGAAUUGGUAAAAUUCUCCAAAUUGGUUAUGUUUUCAGUUUGGCUAUUCUGGCUCAAGACUUUAAACAAUGUUUGUAAUUCCCAGAAAUUAACACUUUAAUGAACAACUGUUUUGGCAUAUAGUCAGGGCUAUGCACGAAAGUGAGAAUUUUUGGUAAUUCAAUUUCAACAGCAUAGUUGCCUUUUAGAGUUUUUCCAGUUUGGCUAUUUUGGACCGAAAUUUGAAGUCAUUUUAGUGAAAACCCUGAUAGUCGUGUUCUCUACUUGUUGAAUCUAGGACUGUUUUGUAAAUGGUGCACGGUACUCUAGUGACAUCUACUGUUGUAUAUUGUAAGUGCAAUGUUCAUAUUGGGAAUAUAAAACUGCUCUUUCUUGCAAACAUGGAUUUAGUUAUUUAAAUGUGUCUCUAUUUUAGUCUGCCCAGCCGGUUGGAAACCUGGGAACGACACAAUCAAGCCAGACAUCAAAGAAAGCAAAGAAUAUUUCUCCAAGCAAAAAUAAAAGCCGAAAAUGUUUGCAGUCUUAACUAGUUCUCACCUCGCCUGUCUAUCUAGUGUUUAGGGGGAAGAAAAGGGUAUUGGUGAUCCAUUUUCCCAAAACCAAGUGUUAGUUGUGCAAGUAUUGCUGCUUAAAGAUGGUCCCUUCUAACUGUGUGCUAGGGGUUGACGCACCCUGAUGACCUUCAGUAAGAUAGAAGUGAUACUGAUUAUUAUUUUUAUUUUAUUUUAGUUGUUACUAAAUUUUGGGCAUUGCUGCACAAGGGCACCCUUUUUUGUGUAGGAACAUUCCUCAUGACCUUUCCUACUUUUUCGAGUUUUGUAAAAAUUAAAGUUCUAAGUGGUAUAGAACAUAUUGUUAGUGUUGUUUUUUAUAUGCUAAUACACCAAGUAAGAGAGUGGAAGAUGCAUGGCUAUACAGUACACAAUACUAUGCAAUAACAAUAUCUAUC